Molecule: messenger RNA, 1982 nt
Organism: Rhopalosiphum padi (bird cherry-oat aphid)
Lineage: Eukaryota; Metazoa; Arthropoda; Insecta; Hemiptera; Aphididae
Product: phosphatidylserine lipase ABHD16A
Biological process (GO): monoacylglycerol catabolic process; phosphatidylserine catabolic process
Cellular component (GO): endomembrane system
Molecular function (GO): monoacylglycerol lipase activity; glycerophospholipase activity
Source: RefSeq, a predicted model, not a curated record
UAGUUAUGGAGUUUUUGACCUCUUGAGUCAUGCCUUUUCGUCACUACUUUCUUCAGUAUUCUUAAAAAUUGGUUAUUAUAUCAUAGUUAUACAAGGUUUAUAAAAUCUUGAUUCUUGACUAACGGGUUUUGUAUAAUUUUUUAACCUUCAGUAUGGACUUGUUUGUUAAUAAUUUUAACAACUAUUAGUUGAUUAUUUAGUUAACAUUAUUUUACAAAAUUUAAAAGUGUACAUACAAUAUAAUAUAAAAUGUUUACCGACUAUAUAUUUACACCUAAACUGUAUAAAGUAUAUACCGGAAUACGAAGAAACGAUGAAUAUGUUCAAUUAUGGCAAGAAAAUAUAGCAGACAAAAUAUUAAUGACUACUUACAUUGUUACACAAGUAGCCACUUACCUUUCUCCAGCAUUAUUAUACAUGUAUGGUAAAUGGCUGUUAAGUCCAGAAUUUGUAACCAAACUAUUUUUUCGAGGAUCAAUAUUAGGUAUAACUUUGAUGACAACAUUUAUUUUGAGAAGUUAUGGAAGAGCUAUAAAUCCAAAGUAUAAAACUUUUUAUAACGAUCUUCUUAAUGCUAAAUUGAAUUAUUCAACUGAUAAUAAGAAAAAACUGCACAGCUACGAUUUUGAUUUUUCAGCAUGGCCUACCGACUUUUCAUGGACUCCUGCUGAAGAAAAAAAUUACAAUUCAAAUUUAAUAAACAAUAAUUUUAAGAUGUCAUUAAAACUUCUAAGUAGCCCUAGCCGUCUUAUUGGGUUUAUAGCAUUACAUACUUUUGGAAUAUCAUUAAUUUAUCCUGGUUCUACUUCACUUCUAUUCUAUUUAAUGAAUCAAAACUUACAGAAAGGAAGACGAGCUUUAAUCACUUCAUUUGGAGGUGUACGAUAUAAAUUAAAAACUAUUGAUGGAAAUUUUGUAGAUUCAAUGUUCAUAGAUAAAAGACAUUCAAAUAUAAAUUCUUUGAAUCCAAAAUUAAUUAUUUGUACUGAAGGAAAUGCUGGGUUCUAUGAAGCGGGAAUUAUGAGUUCAGCUAUUGAAACUCAUCAUUCUGUUUUAGGAUGGAAUCAUCCAGGAUUUGGAUAUAGUACUGGCGUACCAUACAUAGAGCAAGAACGAAAUGCUGCUGAAACUGUGAUAGAGUUUGCUAUAAAGCAUUUAAAAUUUAGUCCUAAAAAUAUUGUAUUAUACGGUUGGAGUAUAGGUGGUUUUGCUUCAACCCAUUUAGCCAAAAAGUUUCCUGAUGUACAUGCUGUGAUACUGGAUGCUACAUUUGAUGAUCUGGCACCAUUAGCAAUUCCACGGAUGCCAGGCUUUGCUGAGAAACUAGUUGAUUUUACUGUAAAAGAAUUUACAAACUUGAAUGUGGCUGAAAAUUUAAUUCAAUAUCCAGGACCAGUUCUAUUAAUUAGACGAUCCAGUGAUGAAAUUAUUGCACUUGAUCCCCAAAAUGUAGCUACAAAUCGAGCAAAUCACCUUCUAGAAUUAUUAUUAGAAAGAAGAUUUCCAAAACUUUUUUCUAAUGAAUCUCGAUCAGCUCUUUGGGUUUGGUUAUCUACAUCUGGUGAACAACAAAAUCAAGUACGUUCACAAUAUGAUGUUGACUUAAACCAUCAAUCAAAACUAUUUCCUUCAUCUAGUAAAAAUUAUCCAUUAAAUCUUGGUGAUGGCUGGAAUGAUCAAGAAAAAAUAAAAAUGUUACUUUACUUGGCUGAUUAUUAUAUGAAAGAUUAUAAUUCCACACAUUGCACUCCAUUACCAACACGUUACUUGGGAUUUAUAAUUUAAAUAUGUAAUAAAAGUAUUUUUAAGUUUUUUGUAUUAAUAUGUUGGUAUAAUAUUUUCAGUCAUAAUAUUUUUAAUAUUUAUACAAAAUCUUUUCAUUAGUUAUGUUAUUGUAAAAUAAGGUUUCGUUUCUGUAUUUGUCUAUAAUUGUGAAAUGUUAUUGGUGAGUUUAAAUAAUAAUUUUUAAUUUUAGUAGGUUA